This is a messenger RNA of Epinephelus lanceolatus (giant grouper), 2767 nucleotides long. Its product is annotated as cilia- and flagella-associated protein 157. Gene Ontology annotation, biological process: sperm axoneme assembly. Lineage: Eukaryota; Metazoa; Chordata; Actinopteri; Perciformes; Serranidae. Gene Ontology annotation, cellular component: cilium; ciliary basal body. Gene Ontology annotation, molecular function: microtubule binding. The record is from RefSeq and is a predicted model, not a curated record.
GCCAACUUUCUGUGACACAAUGCCCAAAAAGAAAGAUAAGAAAAGCGGCGACAAACAAGAUGAAGCCAAGAAAACGCAGAAAAAGGAAAGUCCUGCAGAUAAAAGCGGGUCUGACGACAAAGAGAGGGAUUUAUAUUUGACUCAAGUACGAUAUUUGACCGAGCAGCUGGAAAGAUAUCAGCUAAAAUGUGAUCAACUAGAGAAGCAGCAGAAGGAUUUCGACUCUCAGUACAGUUCACUGGAGAAAGAGAAGAAGGAUAUUGUUGAGUAUCUGAAACGCUCCCUGCUGGAAAGGGAGGAUGAGGUGAACGUGCUGACAGAGCAGCUGGAGAGUCAGCGGCAAGCUGCCGAUAAGGACAGAGACGCCCUGCAGCUGCAGCACGAUCAGCUGAGGCAAGAGCUUCAAGAGCAGAUUGAGGAAGUCAACAAAGAAAACACGACACUUGUGGCGAAGCUGGCUAGUCUGGAGGCGUUUCAGAAGCAGAAGGAGCAGCUGACGUCCAACAUGGAGUCUCUGGAGAAGCAGCUGGUCAGUCAGGAGGAGGAACACAAAGCUGCCAUCCACAGCCUGGAGAUGAGAGCACUACUGGAAAAGAAGAGGUUGGAGAUGGAGAUGGAGAGCCACGUGGCGGCCAUGGCAGCAGAGGUGCAGCACCUGGUGGACCAAAAGGUCCCGGAGACGACCAGGUUGGCCCUCCAGGAGAACACGGAGGUUAAGGCCCAGAUCAACCAGCUGGCAGAGCAGACUCAGGUCCUGAUGGAGGAGAACUCUGCGCUGCGCGGCCGGAGGACUCGGCUCAACGUGGAUGUGGACAUCCUGGAGCAGAUGCUCAGCGAGAUGUCCCGCAAGAGCUGCAUCCGCAAGAAGGUGGUGGAGCAGCUUACAGAAAAGUGUCAGCAGCUGCAGGCGGAGCUGAAAGACCGGAGGCAAGAACUGGAGCAGCUUCAGACCAAACACACAGAAGUCCUGGCUGAGAUGGAGACGCUCAGAUGUGACCGGGCCUCGCUGUCCGAGCAGUACGGUAAAAACAGAACUGAGAUGAGCCGUCUGGAGGCGAAGCUACAGGAGGAGAAGAGGAGGAAUAGCAGGAUGAAGAGCAUCAUGCAGGAGGCAGUCGUCACUCUGAGACAAGCCCUGAUGAAUGCUCCGACAGACCACGACUCAGAGGUGGGCUCUGUCGUCCAGUGGAAGCAGCUGAUGGAGAAGCUGCUGGUGGUCUUGGACCGACCCUCACUCACUAACUCCACUGCUGAGAGCGACCAGGUGGAUAAGCUGCAAACCUCUGACUCUGCAGCAGACAGAGAAGUAAUCCUGAAUCCAACCUCGAGUUUCCAGUUCGAGCUUGCGCGUUACAGGCUGGGUGAUCUCGGCCUUGUACCCCGUCCCACAGUGAAACACACACUCUUGCGGACAGGAGCAGCUGGGUCCAGCAGCACCAACAUGCUUCUACACAGGAAGCCAUCCAGUCAGAAAUCAGCCAGCUUCAUCAACCAAACUGACUCAGCUGUCGGACUUUUCAUCUCCAGAAACUCCUUCACUAAACCCAAAUAACAGGAACAAAACAAAUUUCAUAUUCAGGUUUUCUCCCUUGCAAAGUUCCCAAAAUCAUAUUUAUUUUGUUAUAAAUGUUUUUGUUUAAGUGCCACAAGUUAGAAAUAAUGAUGAAUACUGACAUUUAUUGUAGCAGUAGGUCAAGUAGAAAAGAGUGAUGGAGGAGUCAGUGAACUGACUGUGUGUCCAACAUGAUAAUCUGUAUAAAGUUUGCUAACAUAAGCCACUAGUUACAGGCAGCUGUGGAUUUACCUGGCAGAAUAAGGAUGUGGCUGUAAAACUAGGCUUCAGAGUGUAUUUAAUGGAUCAAGGGUUCAUUUAAGUUGCAUGAAUUCAAUUUUUCAUUAAUCAGUGAGCUAUUUCUUCAUUCAAGAAGUCACAUUGUGUCACUUAAAAGUUCUAAGUUUCCAAAUCUGCAGUGUCAUGAUUUCCACACAACUGUUCCUAGUAUGUAUGCUCCCGUAUGAGCAGCCAACAGUAGUAGAAGUACUCAGAUCUUUAAAGUAAAACUAGAAAUACCACAGUGUAGAAAUACUCUGUUACAAGUAAAAAUCAUGCAUUCAAAUUUUUACUUAUGCAAAAGUACACAGUAGUCAGUACUCAUUGUGCAGAAUGGCCCAUUUCAGAAUAAUAAAUAUAAAUCAUUGGAUUAUAAUUAUAGAUGCAUCCAUGUAUUUAAUGCUGCAGCUGGUGAAGGUGGAGCUGAUUUUAACUACUUUAUGUACUGCUGGGUGGUUUGUGAAUUCCCCCACCAAUCAUGGUUAUACUGUAAAAAUCUCAUACCGUUGCAACCCUCUCUUUAUCUAUGCAUUUAUAAUCUGAAUCUGCAAACUAGCUAGUAACUAGGGUUGUGAAAAACAUUGACUCACAGGAAAGGAGGGAAAGUUGAGCAUAUUUUAUCUGUGCCUUUUGAAUAUAGAUCAAAUAUUUGUUUCAGAUCAUUUUGCUUUGCUUUUAUUUUUAAUUUUUCUUUUGCUUCACAUUUGUAUUUUGAGCAUUUAAUAUAUCCGUCAUGUCUCUGGGUGCAAUAUUAGGUUUUGUUUCGUUAUGUGUUUUCUUGAUUAAUCAUUGUUUCUGAUAAACACUUGAGUUUUCUUCUUCAAGAUGUGUUUGAUUUUUUUCACUGUAGUUUUUGCAUUCAGCACCGUUUUUUAGAGCAUUUCACUAAAUGUUCACUAUUUUUAUUUUGUCUUGUCUUUGCCUGGAAAUAAAAUA